AGCCGCCGCCAGUCCCGGCCAAAACCGCCUCUGCUCGAGACAGGAGCCGUUGGCGUCGCCCACGCCCUCCAAGAGGGAGGGGCUCGCCAGCGAUGCCCGCCGCAGUGGCCCCGAUGGCUGGCAGGCCACCUGGGGCGGGGGCCAAGAAGGCGGCCGCCGACGUGCCAUGGAGCGAGCGGCACCGCCCGAAGCACCUGGGCCAGGUGAUCGGCAACACCGAGCAGAUCCGGAAACUGGCCGGGUGGCUCCGCGACUGGGACGACGUGGUGCUGCGCGGGAAGAAGAAGGAGCAGACAGUGCCCGAGAGCGAGAAGUGGAAAAAGUUCCCGGUCAUGGAGAACAUCAACGCCCGCGCAGCUCUCAUCAGCGGGCCGCCCGGGAUCGGGAAGACUACGACCUGCUCGCUGGUGGCUCGCUGCAGCCCGAUGUACAAGCUGAUGGAGUACAACGCGUCCGACGCUCGAGGAAAGACCAUCAUAGAGCAGAUGAGCCAGUCGCUCUCAGGGAACCACACCCUGAGGCUAGCCAAAGGCGGUGAGAGUUGCAUCGAGCGUGCAGUCAUCAUCAUGGACGAGUGCGAUGGCAUGUCUGGGGGUGGCGACAAAGGGGGCAUGCAGGCCCUGAUCAAGAUGAUCCAGCAGACCAAAAACCCAAUCAUUUGUAUCUGUAACGAUCGGGGAGACUCGGAGGUGAGAAAACUUGCGGAGCACUGUCUGGAUCUGCGGUUCAAGUCUCCAGACAACGCCGGGGUCGCCAAGCGCAUCAAGAACAUCCUCCUGGGCGAGGGCAAGAAGGUGGAGAUGUCCACCAUCGAGUCCAUUGUCGAGGCCUGCGGUCAGGAUAUCCGACAGGUCAUCAACCAGGUACAGUUUUUCGGCCUGGGCGGCACUCAUGGCCGCGGCUCCCAGAAGGACACAUCUGGCUCAUUAUCGACUUUCGAUGCCUGCACCGCUCUUCUCACAAGGGCUGAGCUGGACAAAAGGCCAUUGGAGAAGAGGAUGGAUCUCGUCUAUGUGGACGCUGACUUCGUGCCGCUCAUGGUUCAGGAGAACUACAUGAGAUCAUGCGAGACUCAGCGAACUGCGUCCGGCGAGGAUGAGCUCUCCCGUCUCGCCAAGGCGGCGGACCUCAUCGCAACCAGCAACGCCAUGAUGGGGAAAGGCGGCUGGGAGGUCCAAAAUAACGCGCUCGUGAUGGGCACUCUCUACCCCUCCUUCCUAACCGCUUCGGACCAGCGGUUUUCAAAGCCGGCGUUCCCCGCGUACAUGAAGGGGCUCGGCACCAUGAACAAGGGCAGGAGGGCGCUGCAGGACAUGCACGGUAAGCUAAUGGGGGCCACCACUUGUGGCAUCAGGGCACUCGUGACGAGCAGCUACCACGACGUCUUGUACCGCAGGAUGGUGAAGCCGCUUCAAGUAGGUGCCAUCAAGGAGUGCGCUGCUGCUCUUCUCAGCUACGGCCUCGGUAAGGAGUUCUUUCAGGAGCAAGCUCCUGCUCUCCGGGAUCCGCUCAAGCUCGAGGACGGGUACAGAAAGCUGGAGGGCAAGCUGAAAUCCGCUUUGACACACGAGAUCCAUGAUAUGGACAAGAACCAACAGAAGAUCAAAGAGACAAAGCGCAAGCGGGAGCCCGGCUCCGACAGGAAAGCCCGUUCAUCGCAGGAGCUGGCUGAUGAUGGAGCCGACGAGGCUGAAGAGGGCAACGGGGAUGGAGAUCCAGCGGCGAAACGGAAAAAGGUCAGCGGCAAAGCAAAGGCUAAGGCAAAGAAAGCAUGGUCUGCUGACACGUCUAAGGCCAGCCUGGCUGGCUGGAAGGUGGCCAAGCAGGGAACUGAUGCCGCUGAUGGGUCUGUGACAGACUCCCAGGCACCGAGGAAGCCGAUCCUGAUCCUCCGGUUCAUCGAGGGCCACACGUGCGCAGUGAGGCGCCAGAUGCACAUCGGUGACGUCGUGGGGCCCUGGAUCGGGUUCUAGUGCCUCUGUACCGCAGCUGGGGGUGCAGCUGGCACGCUCCCUGCGUGAGGGGUGCGAGUCCACGAGAGUCGCGGCCGGGGAGCGUGCGCCACGGCAGCCAAAACAUAAAAAGGGAGGCAUCCGCGGGGAGGCCGGGCCGCUCGGCGGCCACGGGGGGCCAGCAGGAGUUCCGAGGAGGAGAAGGUGCCGGUGUCCGCGGC
This is a messenger RNA of Prorocentrum cordatum, 2173 nucleotides long. Lineage: Eukaryota; Dinophyceae; Prorocentrales; Prorocentraceae. The record is from the annotation of a GenBank genome assembly.